Sclerotinia borealis F-4128 is the source of this 555-nucleotide messenger RNA. Lineage: Eukaryota; Fungi; Ascomycota; Leotiomycetes; Helotiales; Sclerotiniaceae. The record is from the annotation of a GenBank genome assembly.
AUGGACUUGGAAAAUGAUGGGGAUGUUGAUGAGGAUAUGGCUUUUGAAGGUAUAGAUCCAUGGGUGGAUGGAUCGGUUGAAAUAUCGGGGUCGGGAACGUGGUCGGGGUCGGGGUUGAUAUCAAGUUCAAGUUCAAAAGCGAAUUUGGAUGGGAAGUUGUCGAUGGAUGUAUUGAUGCGGGAUCAAAAUCAAGAAGAAGAAGACGAGGAAGAAAGAGGAGAAGAAAAUGAAAACGAAAGAGAAGAAGGAAAAGAAGAAGAACUCGAUAUAAUCGGCAGCCUCACGCUCGAAAAAGCAAAGUUGGAAGAUAAAAUCUGGGAAAUGGGGGAGGAGGCGAGGGUAUUGGAGGAAAGGAUAGGGGUGUUGGAGGGGAGAGUUGGAGUGUUGGAGGAAAGAGAAAAGUGGUUGGUGGAGGAGAGGGAGAAGAUUGUUAGGAUGUUGUUGUGGGUUAGGGUGGAGGUGGCGAGGUGGGGGAUUUGGUGGAGGGAAUUGGAGAGGGAGAGGGAAUUGGAGAGGGAGAGGGAGGGGGAGGAUGUGGGUGGUGGUGGUGAGUAG